AGAACUUAGGGCAGCCAGAGCAUUCGUUAGUUAACCGUUGUGACGGCUGAACGUGCAGAUCGCGUGCACCUCGUAAGCUCCGCAUAGAGCUAGUGUACUAAUAAUAUUUCGGGCAUUGAGUUGCAAAUGCCUUGAGUGUAACGGUGAGCAUUUGACUUAAACGGUGUCUUUUGCCGCUUCUUAUUCGUCGCCGAUAUUCGUUAUUGUGCGUUGUGGCCCAUUUUUGUGAGUGAGCCAUUUAAAAGUUUUCCACUUUUCAUCUUUCGAUUAACCGAAUUGAAAUCGAACGUGUGGUGUGUGCGGUGCACUAAAAUUACGACUUUGUGGCGUAUGCAUGAUCGCGUGUGGUUAAAUGCGCCAGUAAUUGCAGCCCAUGGCGAACUAAGUGACCAACUUUAACCCAGAAAAAGUGCAUUGCUGACUGAAAAAAACGCAAAAAAAAAAACAAAAAAAAACAAAAACUUCUCAUAGUCGCGAUCGUCGUGUACGAACAUACAGUGAAAACCCAGCUCGAACUUGAUUUCGGCAAUUCUUCAUUCUGCAUUCUGCAUUUCAUUUUCGUUUUCGGUUUCGUGUUGAACGUCGAGCGUCACCCAGUUGGGUUGGAAACUGUCGGCUGGCUUGUUCGCUUGCCCGCUUGGCUGCUCACUGCUGAUUGCAUUCUAGCUGCUGCAACCGGCUGGUGAUGCUGGCCACAUUUGUUUUCGCAUCGCGCAUGUUGGUGUCGUGCGCUGUCUUGGCCAAUCUGCACAAGUACGAACGUCCGCUGGAUUUCGCUUGCCUGACAAUCGUGUUGGGCGCAGGCGCAUACUACAUUGACGCGCAGCUGCGCGAAUGGUUCUUCAGCGAGAUCACUCGGCUGUGCUAGCGUCCGAACGGACCGCGCAAGCGACGAAAGAAGGGCAUGCAUAAAUGCCAAUCAGUGAGGCAAAAGCAUCAAAAUCUAUUUGCAAUUCUAAUUCAAAUUAAUUCAACUCUGUGUGUGCGGGUUUAUGUUUUGCAUGCAUAAAUGAAUUAUGCAAUGGAGUUUUGAAAAAGUAAUGGCAUUAAAAUGGCUAUCGGCAGCAAAAGUGGAAGUGUUGCAGAAAAAUUGUACAAGAAAAAAACGAAUUGCGAAAAAAGUAUGAAUAGUUGUGGAAAGUGCUGAUUGUAUUCCAAAGUAUUUCAAACAGAACCCAUCAAAGUGCAUGGCAAAGUGUGAACAUAGCUUUAUAAUUCACAUUUCUUACACAAUACAUAUAUGAUAUUUUUGCGAAAAAGUUUAUAAUUUUAUAUCAGAAUUAUCUGAAUUUGUGAAUUAAAUACGAAAAAGUGUGACAAAGGCAUUUUAAAAAUACUAAAAAUUUAUGUGGAUAUUGUGAAAUAAUUUUUACUAUUUUGUGACAUUGAUUCAACUAAAAUAUUCCGUACUUCAAUUCAAGUAAUCCAGAUAAUAUUGGAUUAACUAUAAUUAAGUUUUACAUUCUCUUUGCAGUAAAUAAUAAGUUUUGUACUUCAUAACCCGGAAUUACAAGAAACAACAAAUAAGUGAAACGAAAAGUGAGCCGAGAAAGAAGGCAAAAGCGCGUUAAGAAACUGAAAGUUUACUGUUAUUGAUUGUGAUUUACUUGAAUGCAACAACUCAGUGAAAACUUGCAAGAGCUCUUCCAAUUGAGAUUAUGUGCGCAAAAACAACAAGUAUCCGCCGAUGUAUGACAAAUCAAAGAAAACCUGGAGUCAACGGCUCAAGAUUACGAAAACCACAGAGAGCAGCAACACUACAACAGCGACACCCACAAGCACCUUUACUGAGUCCAGUGCAACGGUGACAGGCCUACAACAAUCAGAGCACAUUGCCACUGCAAUAACUAGACAGACAAUAACAAAAACGAAAACAAAAAUAACACAAGAUUCAGCAUAUAAUGCAAAUCUCUUUGGUCGCCACCAAGUACACGUGCAGCAAUAUCAGACAGUGGCAGCAACAAUGCAUUUACCCACACUGCAACUAAGUGAUUACCACAUUGGCAAUGGUGGUGGCGGCGGUGGUGUCAAUGGCGGUUAUGAGUAUAUACCAAGCUCCCUUUCGCGCUCUAUGAAAUACGCAGAGCCAUGGAUCUAUGGCACCGUACGUGGCAUACCCGCCCGCCCCUCAUACCAUCACUUUAUGCCACAGGCAUCAUCGUCACCCGGCAAUUACAUGCAACCGAUGGCGGUGGUCAUCUGUUCGUGUCCCGAGUACUUGAACGGCACCAAACGCGAUGUGAAGAAGGCGAGCGUAUGUAAAAAGUGUAAAGGUUCACGCCUGCCCUUGACGCCUAUUGGUGGCACUAUGCGUCUCGCGACCGGCGGUAUGUUGGCCACGACAAAAAUGCGUAGUAGUGGGGCUGCCACAGUACGAGUGGUAAGCACUACGAAAAAAGCACGCCCCACCAUACUUGACCCGCAAAAAGAUCCGUAUGAUUUGAUGCGGCGCACGCGUCUGCUGUCACCCGAACCGGGUAGCAGUAACGGCGGUGGGGGUGGACGCGAUGCGGCAGGUAGCACACGAGAUAAGGAUAAACUGCGUGGCCGCGGCAAAAGUGCAAGUCCCGUACGUGGACGCAGCCGUAAAUGUGGUCAGUUGCCAGGAUCGUACCAAAAGCAGAAUGUGUCCUGUGGGGGUAUACGAGAGGAGUCCGAUUGUUGGUUGGUAGAGGACACAGAUACGCUUUUAAAUGCCUCCGGCGCAAUCAGUGGCGAGGUUAAUGCCACGCGGCGUUCCAUAUUACGCUGCAAUGUAAAUCCAUAUGAUCUGAUCUCACACAACCAAUCUUCCAGUAGUGGCACAACAACACCCACAACGCCAACACGCAGUAAAAUAUCCACCCCAACUACUGGCUCUGGCGCCAACUCCGCUUCGCAGAAUGAGUUCAUGCCACCAAAUGACGACUUUAAUGUGGCAGAUGCCGCCCUCACCGAAGAGGCGCCACCAUUUGCCUCCAACCUGGUAGUUGGCGGUUCACGCAUGACUGCCGCCAGCAAUAAUCAAGUAGCGCAAACGUUACGAGCUUCGAAAUCAAAGGCAGAAAACAAAACAACGGUAUUGCGACGUGAGAGUCGCACAGCUGGCGCGCCAAAUACGUGUGUAAACCUCAGCGAGGAAGAUGGUAGCAGCUCAUAUGAUGAAGAAAUACGUGGCAAACGUAACUACCAUAAUGUUCAAGCAAUUGCGGGGCAACGCAUUAGCUUGGGUGGCAAAUCUACAACCAAAUCAUUAAUCAAACAAAGCGAGGAUGGACACAGUUACGAGAACCUUAUAGUCUCGGAAAUGUCGAAAAUGUCCACGAGCAAACAGCAGUCAAAACGGAGAAUAGAUGAAAAACAAGUGAAAUCUCACGACACACCCACGACCCCCGCAUCAGCACAUCCAAGUCGACCGUCACGACUACGCAAAUCUGAAUCGAGUGAAAGCGCCGAAAGCGAAGCCGAACACAACCGAUCUAAGAGUGAAGCUAGCAAAUCGUCUGCUAUCGCUCUAGAUGGAGAUCGUGUUUUGCUAUUGACAGUCACACCAAACCAAAACAUCAAAUCGAUACUGAAACGUCCAACAUCCAGCACCUCGGAGAGCGGUGCCGAAUCGCCAAUAGCCAAGGAUCAGCAACCAGUAUUAACUGCUAGCACUUCUAGUAUUGGCGCAAAGGCAUCGACACCAAGUAAUCAACGCCGCACAGCCGCAGUGACCCCCUCCCCCACAACCAAAUCGCAAUUUUACAUUCCACUUCCACAAACACGAAAGAAAGUGCAGUUUCGAGAAGAAGAGCGCAUCGUACAUGCGCUAGAAUGUGACAUGAUGAGCAAUGACGAGGUCGCCACUGAGUUUGCUGGAAUGCAGGAACUUUCAACCGACAAAGAAGAUGGCAAAGAGUUGGACGAUGUCAGCCAACAGACUCUCAAAGCCACAUCCAAUUACGAGUAUUACAAUCGAAAACGCGAACAACAGCGCUUACAACGUCUGGAAAAUGUUUCCGAAAUCGAAAGAACACAUCCCAACGGACAAGCGGCGCAGUUGUCACUAACGCUGCCAACACAGGACGCCUUGCUAGCGGAAUUGCAACAAUAUUCCGAUUUUGUGACGCAAGUGAUUGCUCAAGCAAGCAAUAGCUACAUUAACAGCAGCAACAAAAGCGCUGAAAAUGCUGUACGCGAUUAUGAUGGCUAUAAUUUUGAUGAGACAGCCAUUGGAAUGCGUGCGGCAGCCUCCGGCAGUGCAACAAACUCAAUGCAUUAUGAGGAUUUAAGUCCCAUAACUGGUGGCGAAGGCAGCGAUGGCCCCACCACAGCUAGCAGUUGCACUAACAAUAAUAAAAACAGCACCAGCGGCAGCCAGCAACAAAGUAGCGACGCCGACGAGAGAACUGUGUCAUUUGGUGGCACGAAAAUGUUGCUUACUCAACAAAAUGCCGGCAGGUCGGCGCAUUCAUCACCAGCAAUAAAGGCAACAACGAUAGCGGCGACAUCAUCGACAUCAUUACCGCCAACAACAAAAGCCACAAACGCUCAAUCACUUGCCGCAGCAACAGUGGAGGCAGCUGCCGCCGUGUCACAUGUCAUUCGCAGUGACAAAAAUGAUGAUUAUGAUGACGAUGCUAACGCUGAUGACGAUGAUGGCGAUGAUGGCCAACUGGACGCCAUCAAUAAAGGCAGCAACAACAGCGACAGCAGCGACGAGGAUGUGUACGAGGAUGCGAACGACGUGGCCAACAUUGCCGACGAUAAGCACUACACCGUGUUGGGCAGCAGCACAGUGGCUUUGACCACAGCGGCGGCAUCCACUGGCGCUGAUGAUGUGCUAAAAGCGGAGCUCGACUUGUCACCUUCGGACUAUUCCUUGCUUUGUUCUCUGCAAUUUUUUUUGGAUGAGAAGACAUCGAAAACUACUUGGACCAGUUUUUUGACUGAAAGGAUAAAAUAUCACGCUCGAAAGAUGUUAAAAGGCGCCGAGGGUACACAAAACAGUGCAACGACGAAAAUAGCCGCCAGAGAAGAUGCCGAUUAUGCUGAGGUCGAAGAUGGGGAGCACAGCAAUAGCAAGAAAAGCGCCAACGAAGUUGAGCAGCCACAAGCGACACAAUUGCGAAAUCCCGUCAGACGUUCACAAAGCGAACGCCACCCACGCGCCACUACACUGCCAAUAAUGCGCACUGACAAUGCCAGUUGCAAGAACAACAACAAUAUCACCAACAACGACUAUCAACUAGAAGACCACACAACAAAUGGUGACCUGCGUUUUGCGGCAGACAUUUGUGCCGGAAGUAGUAACGCGAGCAGAGCGCGCAAGUAUAGCAACAACACUUAUAAAAGCAACAAAACUGAGAGUCACCGCGAAGAGGCCAUUUUGAGUUUUAAAGAUACCAUGGCACUGCGUGGCAAGCUGCACCGCAACGAUAGCCGAGAUUUAUUUGCACGUCCGCGCGAGCCACCACCGCCGCCACCAACACCCACAUCCAGUAUGGCCAGUAGCUGUGAAGCCGAUGCAGCCGUAACAGCUGCUGCACAAACGACCUCGACCGCCACCACAAACGACAGAGCCGGCAAUAACAAGGCCGCAACUACAGCAGCCACAAAAGGCGGCAUGCCAGCCGUUGCCCUAAUGGCGUUGGAGACGUCCACAAUAGCCGGGGAGGCGACACAAAACUGCCAAGCAAACACUUCGACGCUAUCGCUUGGGCCUGCAACAAGCCAGCAGCCGUCGGCCAACAAAGCAAAUAAUGCAGCAGGCGCAGAAAAAAACUCACGAGUCUCCAAAGUCAGCACAAACGGAUUAGAGGUGCAACAGCAGCGACAAGAACAAGAAGCGUGUGCAAAAACUCAAACGCAGCUGGCAUUUGAAAGCCGCACAGAUAGCGCAGAAUGUGGCACGCAACAAAUGCUAAAGCAAAAUAUUCGCGAAACAAAAGCACAGCAACAACAACAAAGACAAAAACAAUGUGUUCCCAACGCCUGGGAGACCAAAGUACGCGCGAUAACAACACCGCGUGGCAGCAGUACCUCCAUUACCGCUAAAACCACGCCACACCAGCGCACGGUCGUACGCGUCGCACCGUUUAACAAAACCAAAACCACUUCGGAAGUUCAUCGUCUCAAAAUAAGUCACACCGACAAUGACGAUGCAUACAGUGCACAACCACACCUUCGGGUAGGCCAAUCACAUCAGUCGCCCACAUCACCCCACUACAGCUUCCAGUAUAAUGGUACAAACGGUUCAACGUUCGACGGCGAAGCGGCUGACCUCACUAUGUCUACUGCACAGAAGAAAACUUCAAUUUUAAUUAACGGUGAUGACUGCUACUCAACGAUGAAUCUAAGUUGCGACGAUACCAACACACCGCUCUAUCAGUCGUCGGUGGUGGUGGCUGACUACAGUGCCAAAACGAUCACAGGGGAUACGACAAAUGAUUUUGCACUUGGCAGCAAUUAUAGCGGACUCAGAGUGACGACCUCAUCAAACACAGUCACCAUCAAUGUCAGUAGUGCUCGCAGUGUCGCAGAGGAAUUGAUAUAUCAGCACAAUAAAAUCAAUACGAUGCUCAGUCAACAAGCUGAAAAUGGCAGUGGAAACAUUGCUACUGCUGGACGAGCUAUCAUACCAAUUAAAGGAUCCACAGAGGUGAACCUUCAACGUUCAGCAUCUUCGACAUCCUCAACAUCGACUAGCUCGAUGACCAGCUUGAGCAGCAGUGGCAGUGGUGGUGGGAGUAGUGGUUCAAUGCCGAAGCGUGGACGCACCUUGAUUAGAUUGGAUUAUGAGCCAGAAAAUUCGACAAAUCCUAAACAACAACAACAGCAAACGGAGUUGUGUUCGAAUAUUGAGAUUUGUGUGAAAACUCCAGAGGACGACGUCAGCAACACGGAUGUUGCCGAACCACUGUCACAUGAAGAGGAGUUAUUGAAGAUAUUGCGUAAUCCGGUUGAGGCUGUGAAAAGAAAUCUAGUGCCACAUAUUUGCGGCCGCAAUGAAACGUCAUCUGCACGUGAUAACGUAAGGAAUAGAAAGAUGAAAAAUGUUGGCAAGCAAGUUGUUGGCGUGAAAGACACUAAAGCCACCACUAACAAAGCAAGUAUGGUGGAUGACAAUCCCGUUGAGAUUAACACACCUAAAGCAAUGACUUCAACUACAACACCAAAUAAAACUUCGUUCAUUACAAAAUUGCUUGAGGAUCCGAUGCUCAGUCAGGUGGCCGAUGGUUUAGAAACCGAAACAGUUGCUGAGCUUAUCGAAAACUCAUUGCGACGCCUGCAGGAGUCACGCAGCACAGUGGAUAUGACUGGUACCAAAGAUAAUGAUGACAUGAAUCGCUUAAUCAAUAUAUCACUGCAGAAAAUCAAGGAAGAACGACAGCAUUCGGGAGUAUCUGCCACGUCAGCAGCGAAUGUGCCUUCCAACGUCAACAAUACCCACCUUACCAUACCCACCAAAGAUGAAGAUGGCAUGUCAAAUCGUGGUAGCAUUAGCUCCGCGAAUAGUUUUGCUUCGGCCAAUAACUACGAAAUGUUUGAUUUUGACGCUAACGAGUCCGAUUGCUAUCAGAGCUGUUCCAGCGAAAUCACAACGCCAGGCGAUGAUGAUAUAAGCUCCGCAAAUACGCGUUCGAAAUUCUACCAGAUGCUUGUGGAUGCCACUCUGGCAGAAAUAGAGAUGUCAACCAAUUUGGAAGAGGACAUAGGCAGUCAUCACUACGAGUCCAUACGCAAUAACGCCGACCCCAUUUACGAAGAAAUUAACGAUGUACCACCACCCUUGCCGUUAAGCGCACCGCCUAUCAGCGAUACCGAUUUGGAGAAAAAGGCUGCACGUUCCAUCUUCGAAGGUGCCUCAAAAUAUGAUAUACUCUCUUAUCUUGUAGAUGCAAAAGAGCGCGGUGUGGUGCGCGAAGAAACUUUCGAUUAUCCGCUGAGUUGUUCUAAUCCCAUCAUCAUAGAGGAAGAAGCCGGUGACACACUCAGCGAACUCGGUAAACGUCAAACAAUGCGCGAUCUCAGUUCACGUGCUUCUGUCUUGAGCGAUUCGAGCGAAGAUGCACAAAGUAUGAUGAGUUCACUCUCACCGCCAACCAAUAACUUCAUUUGCGGUAACGGCAGCCAUGCAAGUCUUUUGCAACGCAACAAAGGUGCCUCCAGCGAUAUUGAACGCAACGAUUCUGGCGUCGGCUCAGAGACUAGCAAAAGCUCGCGAAGCAAAUAUCAAAACCCUCUGCCCACAGUCAGUGCGCAGCUUUCCAAAGACUGUCCCAUACAUCUGUGUGAAGACUGCGACGGUCCUGUCGAGACGCAAGUCAGCGACUCAGGCAUUAUGUUCGCGCCACUAGUGUGUCGUAAAUGUGGCAAAAAGCGUAUGGAACGCAAAGAAAUCAUAACCGAAAUUGUCGAGACUGAGGAGAAGUAUGGACGUGAUUUACAGAUUAUAUUAGAAGAGUUUUGUCACCCCAUGCUGGUCGCCGGUCUACUAACACAGGAGCAGCUCUCUGCAAUCUUCUUGAAUACCGAAGAAUUGCUCGAGAACAAUCAAACACUGGCGGAGCGUAUGCGCGACGCACUCGACAUUGCUCUCGAGCAAGGUGAUGACGAUCUGCUGACGGUGAACAUCGGUAAGAUAUUCCUCGACUUCACGCAGAUGUUGCACGCCUUCGAGAGCUACUGUGUGCGACAGGCGGGCGCCAGUUUGCUGCUGGCCAAUCUCGAAAAGGAAAAGGAGCUACUCCGCAUAUUCCUUAAGGUCUCCCAAAUGGAGAACGCCGUCUUACGUCGCAUGAAUCUCAAUUCGUUCCUCAUGGUGCCCGUACAACGUGUGACCAAAUAUCCACUCCUACUCGCCCGCCUCUACAAAGUGACACCGGCGCAUCUCGAAGGACGUGACCAACUAAAGCAGGCCCAAGAGAAAAUCGAAUUGCAUCUUAACCAUAUCAACCAGGAAGCCAAAGAUGUGCCAACCAAACUUUGGCGUCGCAUAUCGUCCUCCAGUCCCAAUCGUCGUGCUUCCAGCGAAAUCGAUAUGAUCAAUAUAAAACUACGGAAAAUGGCCAUCGAUAUACUCGAAUGGAAUCAUGAUGAAGUACGUUUUGCCAUGGAAGGCAAACUGUUGUACACACAACCUACGGAUAGUAAUUGGAAGAAGGCACGCACCAUCAAACUGACGCCAGUUAAUGCAUUACUCGUUACAAAUGGCAAGCCAAGUGCCAAUUACAAGGCAGAAAAAGUUAUGUCAGAUAAACUGAAUUUCCCGAAACACACCGGCAUACGGGAGGCCUCAUUGCUGGUGGUGAAGGAAAAAUGCGGACGUUACACGCUGAUACGUGAGCCAUUGUAUCUGGACAGAUGCGUUGUGUGCAGCGAAGCGGAUUUGGAUGAUUAUUUCGAGGUACAGGAAAUCUCAUCGAAGGACACUUUCAUAUUCAAAGCCGAGGAUGGUGUUCGCACGAAGCAGUGGUACACGCAGUUGCAGUUCCACGCACAGGGUAUGGGCGCCUGGCGCAAGCGACGCAAUGCACUGGCCAACAUCAUGAUCAACGGCAUGUUGGCGCGCAACUAAGCCGAUGGAGUGACAACAAAAAACUCGACUAGCUGCGAUAGCAUUAAGCGAAAACUAUUGUAACUUAAAAUGAACGAGGAAAAAUGUGAUUUUCCAACGAAACGCGAAGCAAAUUUAAUGCUGAAAAACAGUUAUAUGAAAAAUUAUAAAUACAAAAAACUGAGCAAAAACAAAGAACAAAAAUGACAACUCUUAAAAUGUGUUUUAAAAAAAGUUGAUAUGUCGACUUUUUAUUUUUUAGGCAGCGCGCAUGAUUUUUUUUCUGAAAACUCAAUAAUAUUUGCGUAAUGUCUUAUAAAAUAUGUAGACUAAAAGUUAUUAGCUAUUUUAAAUAGAAUGCGCGUUUAGCAUUUCUUUCAUCUCUUGUAGUUUUAGUAGCAAGCCUCGUUAGGUGAUUAUAUUAUAUCUGUUAUACGACAAUAAAUAUGUACAUAU
Molecule: messenger RNA, 9979 nt
Organism: Zeugodacus cucurbitae (melon fly)
Lineage: Eukaryota; Metazoa; Arthropoda; Insecta; Diptera; Tephritidae
Gene: RhoGEF64C
Product: Myosin-M heavy chain
Exons: 9
Coding region: 1688-9544 (2618 amino acids)
Biological process (GO): positive regulation of Rho protein signal transduction
Molecular function (GO): guanyl-nucleotide exchange factor activity
Source: RefSeq, a predicted model, not a curated record